This is a messenger RNA of Trichechus manatus latirostris (Florida manatee), 1831 nucleotides long. It is a transcript of the gene FPGS, whose product is annotated as folylpolyglutamate synthase. Lineage: Eukaryota; Metazoa; Chordata; Mammalia; Sirenia; Trichechidae. The transcript is spliced from 15 exons. Gene Ontology annotation, biological process: tetrahydrofolylpolyglutamate biosynthetic process. The record is from RefSeq and is a predicted model, not a curated record. Gene Ontology annotation, cellular component: mitochondrion; cytoplasm; cytosol. The coding region runs from base 1 to 1764 and encodes 587 amino acids. Gene Ontology annotation, molecular function: tetrahydrofolylpolyglutamate synthase activity; ATP binding.
AUGUCGCGGGCUUGGGGACACCUGCACCCGGCCCUAUUCCUGGCGGCGGUUUCUGCGCGUGGGGCGACGACCGGGGUCGGGGCGCGGCGGAGGUUAAGCGCGCGUCUGGCGCCGCAAGAACCCGGCAUGGACUAUCAGGAUGCUGUGCGCACGCUCAACACCCUGCAGACCAAUGCUGGUUACCUGGAGCAGGCGAAGCGUCAGCGGGGCGACCCCCAGACACAACUGGAAGCCAUGGUGCUCUACCUGGCACGGAGUGGGCUGCAGGUGGAGGACUUGGACAAGUUAAACAUCAUCCAUGUCACCGGGACCAAAGGGAAGGGUUCCACCUGUGCCUUCACUGAACGGAUCCUCCGAAGCUAUGGCCUAAAGACGGGAUUCUUUAGCUCUCCCCACCUGGUGCAGGUGCGUGAGCGGAUCCGCAUCAACGGGCAGCCCAUUAGCCCCGAACUCUUCACCAAGUACUUCUGGCGCGUCUACCACCGGCUGGAGGAGACCAAGGACGGCAGCUGUGUCUCCAUGCCUGCCUACUUCCGCUUCCUCACGCUCAUGGCCUUCCAUGUCUUCCUCCAGGAGAAGGUGGACCUGGCAGUGGUGGAAGUGGGCAUUGGUGGGGCAUACGACUGUACCAACAUCAUCAGGAAGCCUGUGGUAUGUGGGGUUUCCUCUCUUGGCAUCGACCAUACCAGCCUUCUGGGUGACACAGUGGAGAAGAUCGCAUGGCAGAAAGGGGGAAUCUUUAAGCGUAGCAUCCCUGCCUAUACCGUGCUCCAGCCCGACGGUCCCCUGGCGGUGCUGAGGGAACGCGCCCAGCAGAUCUCAUGUCCUCUCUACCUGUGCCCGCCACUGGAGGCCCUGGAGGAAGGCGGACCACCAUUGACCCUGGGCCUGGAGGGGGAGCACCAGCGGUCCAAUGCCGCCUUAGCCUUGCAGCUGGCCCACUGCUGGUUGCAGCGGCAGGACCACCCAGGCAUCGGGGAGCUGAAGACAUCCAGACUGAGCCUCCUGCAGCAGCUGCCCUUGGCACCUGUGUUCCAGCCCACGUCCCACAUGCGGCACGGGCUUCAGGACACAGAGUGGCUGGGCCGGACUCAGGUUCUGCGGCGCGGGCCCCUCACCUGGUAUCUGGAUGGUGCGCAUACAACCAGCAGCGUGCAGGCCUGUGUGCGCUGGUUCCGCCAGGCGCUGCAGAGGCGCGAGAGGCUGAGCAGUGGGCCAGAGGUGUGUGUCCUGCUCUUCAAUGCCACUGGGGACCGGGACCGGGUGGCCCUGCUGAAGCUGCUGCAGCCCUGCCAAUUUGACUAUGCCGUCUUCUGCCCCAAUCUGACAGAGGUGUCACCCACAGACAACGCAGACCAGCAGAACUUCACAGUGACACUGGACCAAAUGCUGCUUCGCUGCCUCGAACACCAGCAGCACUGGAACAACCUGGCCGAGGAGCAGGCCAGCCCAGAUCUGUGGAGGCCUCCUAGCUCGGAGCCUAGUGGCCCCACAUCCCUGCUGCUGGCACCCCGCCCACCCCAUGGCCACAGCACCAACUCCCGCAUCUUCAGCUGCAUCUCGCAUGCCUUACAGUGGAUCAGCCAAGGCCGGGACCCCGUCUUUCAGCCACCCAGUCCCCCAAGGGGCCAUCUCACCCAGCCUGUGGCAGGCAGUGGGUCCAGUGUACUUCAGGAGGCUGCUGCCAUCCAUGUGCUAGUCACAGGCAGCCUACACCUGGUGGGUGGCGUCCUGAAGCUGCUGGAGCCCUCGCUGUCCCAGUAGCUGAGGCAGCAGGGUUGGAGGUGGGGCCUUCCCACACCUGCCCUGCGUUCUCUCCAUGAACUCCUGU